AUGCCACCUUACAACCUGAGAUGGGGGAUCAUUGCAACAGGAUCGAUCUCAAGCGAGUUUGCCAGGGAUCUGCUGGUCGAUCCUGCUACCAGAGGUGUUGCUGACAUAUCUCACAACAUCAGCGCUGUGGGAUCUCGAUCCGUUGCUUCUGCGCAGAAGUUCAUCAACUCUCUCUCUUCAGCUAUCCCCUCGGAAGGUUGGCACUGGGGAGUGGAAAAUGGUAAAUUGGGAGGGGUAAAAGCAUGUGGAUCGUAUCAGGAAGUCUAUGAUGAUCCGAAUGUGGAUGUGAUAUAUGUGGGCACCCCUCCCUCAGCUCAUCACCAAAACGUAAAAGACGCAUUGUUAGCGGGAAAACACGUUCUCUGCGAGAAGCCAUUCACCUUUGACCUGGAGGAGUUGGAUGAGCUCAUAUCUAUAGCCAAGGACAAGAAGCUCUUCCUGAUGGAAGCGGUAUGGACUAGAUUCCACCCUCUUGCAGCCAAAGUUGCUAAGGUUAUCGAUUCCGGGAAGCUGGGCAAGCCACAAAGAUUCUCAGCGGAUUUUUCAAUGGACUGGAAGCCUGAUAAUGAACCUGCGAGCCACCGAAUGCUUGAUCCGGCGUUAGGCGGGGGCAGUUUGCUUGACAUGGGACCUUAUCCGUCUGUGUGGGCUAUGCUUCUGGUUCAACGGAACCCUCAUAACCGCGAUCAAGAUCCUCAAGUCCUUUUCUCACAUCAGACUCUUUACGAGCGUACUCAAGUGGACUUGAACUCUCGAUGGCUGGUCCAGUGGAAAGAUUUGUGCCAAGGGUUGCUUCUCAGUGAUCUCAGUGCUUCUGGGCAACGGGAGGCCACCGCGGUUCUACAAUGCGAGGAAGGGGAUCUGGUCAUACAUUAUCCUCCUUACAAGGCUGAAACCUUUUCCAUCGUCCCUCGCCCAGAUCGUUUUGCUGGUAGUAUCACCCAGAAGACCACACAUCACCAUCCAGUAGCUCAAGGUAACAACGGGUUAUCAUACGAAGCUGACGAGGUAGCAAGGUGUCUGAGAGAUGGCAAGAUCGAGAGUGAAAAGAUGCCGUGGGCGGAAAGUAGGAUUGUACAGGGAUGGUUUGAUGUGGUCAGAAAGCACGGCCCAACGCCUCUGGCUAAUGUCAAGGGUACUGCGGGACAAUGA
Messenger RNA from Kwoniella botswanensis, 1152 nucleotides. RefSeq lists its product as uncharacterized. Bases 1 to 1152 code for a protein of 383 amino acids. Gene Ontology annotation, molecular function: nucleotide binding. Lineage: Eukaryota; Fungi; Basidiomycota; Tremellomycetes; Tremellales; Cryptococcaceae. The record is from RefSeq and is a predicted model, not a curated record. The transcript has 7 exons.